This is a messenger RNA of Saprolegnia parasitica CBS 223.65, 7760 nucleotides long. RefSeq lists its product as hypothetical. The transcript is spliced from 12 exons. Gene Ontology annotation, biological process: cilium assembly. Bases 13 to 6903 code for a protein of 2296 amino acids. Lineage: Eukaryota; Oomycota; Saprolegniomycetes; Saprolegniales; Saprolegniaceae. The record is from RefSeq and is a predicted model, not a curated record.
AGCAGCAGCCGCAUGGGCAAGGACGAGGUCGACGAGAGCGUCUUGGCGGCCAACUUUACGCACCACGUGCAGCAGAUCCUCUCGACGAUCAAGGAGACGAAGGGCCGCAAGUUUGUCGACUUGGGCCCUGGCGACGCUCGCCCCGAGGUGGGCUACUACGGCGGCCUCGGGCAGAAGCUCCAGCGACUCCAUUGCGAGAUGCAGGCGCAGCUCUCACCCACGCUCGUCAUGGAGCUUCUCGUCGGCUUUGGCGACAUGUUCUUUGGUCUGCAAGAAUACACGGUCGCGACCAUCAUGUACGGUCGCGCCAGCAGCCUCUACAGCACCAAGGAGGCGGCGCCGACCUUGUCGGACCGACAGCUGCACGUACGUGCCAUGUAUGCGUCGGCCCUCUGCGUCGUGCGCCAGCUCAACCAGCGCGACCGGUGCGUCAAGUGCCCGUCGACGCUCCGCCGGCUUGGUGACGCGCUCUCGUCGCUCCAGCAGGCGCUCCAGCAUGCGCUCGCGCUGGCCGUCCAUCGCGACGUGGUCGCGGACAAGGCGACGCAUGCCACUUGCCUCGGUCACGUUCUCAACGGCACGAUCCACAUCGUAGGCGUCUGCGCGUCGCUGCAAACGCUUCGCUUUGACGCGGACGUCCUUCCGUACCUCAAGUACUGCAGCCUCGCGCUCGAUAGCCUCCUUCCACUUGGGACGGUGCAGUUUCUCGCGUGGCGCACGUAUAUCUACAUCCAGAUUGCGACGGGCUACAACGCCCUUGCGCUCAAGCACCCAGAGAAGCGCGACGCGCUCUGGAAGUCCGCCCUCGCCGCACUUGACCUCGGACUCAAGCGCGUGCACCGGCUCCGGCAGGAAGAAGAGCUCGAUUUGCCGCUGCCCGAAGCGACCGACGCUGCGUUAAAGACCGCCGAGCGGGACCUUCAGAUCGCAAAGUUUCCAAUCGCGCGCUGCAUCAAAGCACCAAGUGCGCCGCAGCUACUGGUCAGCGUGGCCAAAGCCGAUGUCGAGAGCGCGUUCUCGGACGCGACCGCGCGCGCCCGGGCGAUGCUGCACAGCCUCUCGGUUCCGUCGGCGUCGUCGUCAUGGAUCUACUUUGGCCACUGGAUCAAGCCUACCGAGCCGCCAUCGCCCGUCGUCAUCGCGCCAGCCGACGUCGCGACGAUGCUCCAGGCACUCGAGGGUCUUGCUACGACGCUGUCGAAAGACGAGCACGUUCGCUUGCUCAAGCUCUGCGUGCGCUACAAGCACUGGGACACGUUUGCCGAGGUCUACAGCAGCGUCCACCCGCGGCUCUCGGCCGGUGUCGCCAAGGACGAAGUCGACGUCUUCCACGCCUUCGUGCUCGUGAUGCAGGAUGUGCCGGACGAAAUGUCGGUGACGAACCUCCACGGCGACCACCUCUCGCGCCUCGUGGUCGUCUUGCAGGCCGCUGCACGCAACGACGCGCUCUGCGCACUGCGCCGCGACGUCCUCGCCGAGGUCGUUCUCGCGUUGUGGCACGCGUGCAUCGUCCCGAGCCUCAAAGCGCUCGACGAGAGACUGCCCGGCGAAGAUGUCCCCGUGGCUCUCCAAGAGCUCACAAAGGACGUACUCUUUGCGAUGCACGUGGUCGCGCACGCGAUCGAUCUCGACGACGUCGUGUGGCGCGCGAUUGUCGCGCUGCGCCUCGGACGCCUCCUCGCCGACGUCGGUGACACCCGUCGCGGUAUCCAAGUGCUCCGCGUCGGCCUCGAUCGGAUCAGCGUCGCCCGAAGCGCCUGCGUCGACGUGCAGCUGCACGACGAAGUGACAUCGACGCCCGACGGUCGCCGUAUACUCCAUGGCGCGGCGUACGGAGCGUCGAUCCUUCUCGACGCCGCCUUCCUUCCGUCCAGUACCCCCACCGACGGCGCGCUCUUUCAAAUGCAGCGCCUGAACCGGUUGCUCGCGAGCUUGGAAACCGACAUGACGCUCCUGCUCUAUGAAUGCGAGUACGACGACCUACUCCGCGCGUGCGGGCGCAAGGCGUUCGCGCACCUCGAAGCGCGCCUCGUCGCCGAGUGCAACCGAAAUGACUACCGACGUGGCUUGCUUUUACUGCAAGCCGCCCGACGUCGCGCCAAAGGUCGCGACGAGCAAGAGUCGUGCUUGGCCGACGCGCUCCGUUGCUUCCACGCGCUCCGCGACGAUGAGCUCGACGUACGCCAUGCACCCGAGCCCGAGGCGCCAGCGCCGUCCGUGCACAUGAAGCCACCGGCGCCCCGCCUUGCCUCGCGGGGCGCCACGUUUGUGUCGCUUCGGCUCGCACCCUUUACGCCGCUCAAGAAACGCGUGUCCUAUUACAUGGUGUUUGGGAAAGCCACCGGCGCCGGCACAGACGUCUCGCUCAAUAAUAUGGCGUUCCCCGGCACGGGCAUGGUCGUCGAUGGAUCCGAGUCGCUGGUGACGAUCUCGGGUCUCUUGCCCAACGAGAGCUAUGUGUUUGCUGCCGCAGCCUACGACAGCAAGAAUGCGGUCAUUGAAGGCAUUGGCGCCACGUCGCGUCCCGUCGUAACGCUGCACCCGCUCGUACUGCCUCUGUGCUACGGUCUUUUAGCCCACGUUGCCGAGGACCUCGGACACUUACCGAUCGCACUGCAAGCGGCCAAAGCGGUGUACACCGAGUUUGUCGACGAAGCGCCAGCGCGGAAUCGGUGGCGCGUCAGCCCGCUCUUUUCCCAUGCGCUCAAGCUCGACCGGUCGCUCGACGGCGCACCCCGGGGCGCGAUCGCAGAAUACCCGAUGCAUGUCUUGCAUGUCUUCUUGCGCUGCGUGUUUGUCCUCAUCGGACCCGAAGUCGGCGAGCCGGCCACCGACGGCCGGCUUCCAUGCGCCAGUGGCAGGCGUGUCGUCGUCGAAGAUCAGCUUCACGUUCUCAGCACCAUCAACCGUGCUAUGCUCGCGCUGGAAGUCGCCGCGCUCACAGGCCACCACGAGUACAUGGCCAGCGUGAGCCACCGGCUGUACCGGCUCAUGGUGCCGCUCCUGCAUCUGCCGAGCUCGGGCGGUGCGCUCUUCCAGCCGCUCUGCAUGCUUCUCGAGAGUCUGCAGCUUGUGCCUGAAAAGCAUUGGGACAGCGCGUUGUACGCGACGUACAUGUGUGCGAGCUUUGAGCUGCUCCGCAUGGCGACCGAGAUGGACGAGCUCAAGGCCGUGCACGCGUGCUUGAAGCUCCACGACGAUCGUCUGAGGCAUCUCUAUACGCACGUGCACGCGCCGUUCCGAUCGGCGAACGUCCAAGCCCGCAGCCUCCGCGACAGCAUCUUCUUGAACAGCGAGUGGAUGGCACAGCUCGAGCUCAGCGCGACGACGACGAUCUCGGCGCCGGAUGUCGAGAAGACAAAGGGCAAAGUGACGCCCCGUGACGAAAUGCACAAGGCGUCGUCGGUCGAAGAGGCGCUGCCGGGUCUGGCCAACGUGGUCAAAGCCGCGAACGAGCUACGAACGUUCUUUCUGCACCACAGGGAGUACCUUCCGUAUGUCUGUCGCGUCGUGCGGCUCGGUAUCGACCGCGGGGAGAAGGGCCUCGAGUCGAUCUUGCACGGCGCCAUGUGGUCUUGUAAGCUCGUCCUCUCGUCCGAGGCGAAGCGUACAUUGCAGCAGCUCGACGCCGCCGAGCUCGUGCCCGAGCCACCGACACAAGCACCGGUGGCAGACGCGCCAUCCUCCGCACGUGGUGCGGAUCCCACAGCGACGACCGUCGAGACGACUCCGCAAGACGCGUCUCUAGCGGCGCCACCCGAUGUCGUCGAUGCCGACGUCUACCUUUGGAGCGGCCAAGUGUUUUUCCUGCGUGGCCUGCUGCACGUCGCACCGGCGUCGCCGCACGCUGACGAAGCCACGCUCAACCAUUUGCAAGGGCCCGAGCACGACCUCUCGUGGCUCUACCUCCCGGCGUAUUCCAGCCCUGGCGACCGACCUCGGCACGACGGCGUGCACCAGCUCCUUCUCAACAUGGCGACAGCAACGCAGCUGUUUUACCAUGCACAGGCAUGGCCGAAUCUGCUCGAAGCGGUGCGCGCCAUGUGGAACGGCCUUUGGCUCGCGUGGGUCUCGCCCCUCGAGUUUCAGAACGGCGGCUACGACUGGCAGCCGCUCUUUGUGUGCUGCAUGCGGAGCUGGGACGUCCUCGAGCUCCAUACCUUCAACGUCAUCCACGAUGACGCGGACGUCUUGCAUCGGUCGAUGGACGCUGUCGAUAUCGAACGCCCGGUCGUCGCCACCUCGUCGCAGCUCGCGGCAGCGGCCGACGCGACGCCCGGUCUCGACCUCACGUGGCUCACCAAGGUCACACUCUUUACCCUCCAAGUGCUCUGCCAUGGUCGCGAGUGGCAAAAGCUCGUCGUCCUCGGGAAGCGAGGCCACGUGCUCAGCGGCGGCCAGAGCGCGAUUUCGGAGCUCCUUCUUCCUUGGGUCGUGCACGCCCAAGGGCAGCGCAUAUGUAUCCAAGACGCACGCGUCGAGAGCGCGACGUCGGACCUCGCAGCGUUCAUCAAGGCGUUUGAAGACAGCCAGGCCAAGAAGAAGAAGAAGCGGAGCCGCCUCGUGGUGCACGAGGUCAUUUCCGACGAAGAGCGCGCGUUCCUGACUGCGCGCAGCGUGCACGAAGCGCACCUACGGGACUUGACGGCGGCUCAAACGAUCCUGAAGGACCAUGGGACGCUGCUCCAGUCGUGGCUGGACCUCCUCACGCGCUCGAAAAACAUGUGUCUCCAGGCGCUGGACCGCGCGCAGAAGAACGUCCUUCGGCGCUACGUCCUCGGCGACGACGCGAUCUCCAAGCGCGAGAUCCUCGGCGCCUUGAAAGCCUGCAUUGGCCUCUGUCGUCAGAAGCGCGCGACGCUCCAGCUCACGCUCGCGCUGAUGGAGCAAGGCGACUACCUCUUCGCCGAGCACGAUGUUCCUGGCGCGAUCAAGGCGUGGACCGACGCGAUCGACGCGGUCUUUGGUGCGCUGGACGCGCGCUUGCACUGGCGAACGAUCCUCGCGAAGGCGACGAUGUCGCUGAACGGCGACGGCGCCGUCAUUGCGCUCGUGUGCGUCCAGUUGGUCGGGAAGCUGGCGUGGGCGCUGAGCACCGACGACCUCCACGCGCGCCUCGAGUGCGCGCUGUUGGGCAGUGCCGUCAUCACGACCUUCUUCACUGGGUCGCUUCCGCACCCCGACGCGAGCACACCCGCCGCAUUUGCAUCCUACACGGCCAAAGACCUCGUGUCGUUCUUGCCCGAGCUGCACCUGAAGCUCGCGCACCCGGCGUCCUUGGUGCUGGCCUGCAGCACCUUGCUCGAGACGCUCCUCGUACACCGGCAGUAUAUCCAAGUGCUUCCGAUGGCGUGCGCGCUGGAAGCGAUGGCAACAACGUACCUCCGCGACGCCCGCGGGGUCGUCCAGGCCAAACGCAUGAAGGCCGAGGCGUGCAUCGGCGCAGGCUACAUGCGCGACGCCUGUCGUCUCCUGAGCGACAUUUGCAACAAGCCGCAAGUCGCGUUCGCAUCGUCCAAGAGGCUCGGCGACCCGGACAACGAGCCCGUCCUGCGCUGGCUCUGCGACCUCAGCGUCGAGACGCUCUUGCGAGAGCUCCAAGCCAAAAUUGGGAGCAGCCGCGUCGCCCACCUCGUGCUGCUCACGCUACUUCGCUGGAUCGUGGCCCUCGCGGCCCACGAAGGCGCGUCUGCCCAGGGCACGGCGCUGCGCGCGGCGCUAAACGCUGCCGCCACCACCCUCCAGGCGAGUGUACUCAAGUCGUCGUCACCGCCCUCGGAAGCGCCGCCGCCGAGCGCGCGCAAGGGAGCCGAGCCCCCCGAGCCGGUGGUCCCAUUGGUUCACGACACGGAGCCGCUGCACCUGUGCGACAUCACCAAGGUCGCGUGCGAGUGCGACGUUCUCCUCGCGACCAUCGCGCUGCAAGACGGGUUCGUCGAGGUCGCGCGCACCGCCCUUGUGCGUGGCAUGAAGCUCUACAGCACAACGCCCAAGCUCGAGCGCGACGACGAUCGCUUCUUUGACGGCGUCUCGUCCGAGCUCAACGUGCUCUACUGGCUGGACUGCCGCCUCUUGAGCGUGCGCUGUGAUAUCGCGCAAGGCCACUACGACGAUGCGAUCGCACUGGCCGACGUCGCGCUCGACGAGGCGGCGAGCGCCCACGACCGCGUCUUUACGCGGCAGCUGCGCGCGCUGCGCAUCCAAGCGCAACUGCUGCGCGGCGACAGGGCGCUCGCACUGGCCGACGCGCAGACGUGGGUGACGGACGACGACGCCGGGCUGCCGAGCCUCACGCGCGCCGAAGUGUGCAUCGGGCUGAGCGCCAACCACCGCACGGACGCUAUCGCGAGCCGCUGCGUCGACGAUCACAUUGACGCGCUGCGGAAGAGCGUCGCCGUGCUCAGAACGCGGUGGCGACCACCGACGCACUCUUGGCGCACCAAGGCUGGAUGGGCCUCGCACACACGCGUCAUCGCACGGAGCUUCUCAACCUCUACCUCCCUAAUGUGCCCAUGUUUGUGGUGCUUCAAGCGCUUGUGGUGGCCCGGCAGCUCGACUUGCACCGCGCGUCGCCCGACGACGUGGCCCUGGAGCAUCUCUUGCCUGCCAUUACGAGCGGUCUCGAGGCGCUCGGGCACGUGUGUCAUCCGCCGAGCUACCUCAAGCCACUUUUACUCUUCUUCAGAGGCGCGGUGCUCCGUCGGUUGGCGUCGCCUGGCGCCGUGGACGCGUUCCUGGAAGCGCUCACGCUUUGGAUCAAGGACGGCGGACACCCACGGAGUCUCAUGUACAAUGCGUGCAUGGAGCUUGUUGUUGUGUUUGGCAGCAGACGCUCGGACGCGGACAUGCAGGCCGCGUUCCACUACCUCCAGCUCGCCUGCAAGCUCCAGGACCAGGAGGUGACUUAUGGAACUCGAGUGCGCUCAACGCGACGAGCGCAAGUGGCCUCGGGACGCUCCCAAGCUUUCUGCAGCAAGAAAUCCUUGCGAGCGCGAAAUCCUCGGCAACGGGCGGGAGUGCGCCGACGAUGGAGCAGUUGGGGUACCUCGUCUUGCCCUACUUUAUCUCGAUCGCCCGCGAGCACGACGUGGUAUUUGACGCGCGUCUUAGCAGCCAGCUCCAUCGCGCCCUCGUCUCGCUGCACGCGUUCCUAGCAACCAACCACAGUGGGUACGCCAAGCUCUGUCUGCCAUCCUUGCCGCCCGUGCCGAGAGACGACCCCGAGAUUCCCGGUGGCCUCGUGUGCGUGCAGUGGCUCCAGACGGCGCCGGACAUGGGCGACAUGUACUAUGCACUCGGCACAGCGACGAGUGCUCACGACACGCGGUUCGCAGACGCGCCACUCUUGAGCCGCAAGCACCAAGUGAGCUGGUCGGCGGUGCGGGCGCUCAAGGCCGACAUUUCGCGGCUUCGACACGUGCUCCAGGACAAGGAAGACCGCAUCGGAAAGCCGCAGGCCGCUUUGGACGCGGUGUUGGCGCAGAUUGCGUCGCUCCUUCAACCUCGCGCCCAGGACGACGAUGGCGCGGGUUCAAAUCCGGCUCGGGACCACGCUGUGCCGCAUGCGAUAGCGUGCUCUCUCGACGAUGUGAGUGUGCUCGAGCGCGUCUUUUGCACGUCGCGUGGCAGCAACGUACCGCAUCCCGCGAUCUGCUACUUCUUGCGGCACGUCCUGGCGGCGCCAGACGAGGCACCCGACAAGCCGUGAUCCCUCCUCGGUCAAAAAUCGCAAAAAUCUCAAAAAUCGUACUUUUACUCCA